Molecule: messenger RNA, 2308 nt
Organism: Parasteatoda tepidariorum (common house spider)
Lineage: Eukaryota; Metazoa; Arthropoda; Arachnida; Araneae; Theridiidae
Biological process (GO): synapse organization
Cellular component (GO): neuron projection membrane
Source: RefSeq, a predicted model, not a curated record
AUUCUAGGGGGCGCUGGUGCAGGGACUUUGCGGUCGUACCGGAAUCGCCGCAGAACCUGCUAUCGAGAGUAGAGUCAUCGGCAGGUUUCAGGAUCCCCUGCUUUUCCCGAUACUUUCCCCGAAAGAAGUAAUCAGCUGAAAAAAAUAAAAUAAAAUACAGCAGUUUCUUUAUCCUGUGCUUAUUCUAUUGUAAAGUGUGCUAACGGAACUAAGUUGGACUAAAAGUUCGAGUUACUUUACCUCUUACUUUAUUUUUGUGAGUGGGACUAAUGAUAAAGGAGUAUAAACAUUCUCAAACAAUGCAUUAAAAUGAUCUGGGAAAAGUUACUUUAAACUUUUCCGUUGCAAGUGUUAAGCUUGCAUUUCAUUGGAAUCUCGGUGACUUUGUCGCUUUUAUUGCCUGGAUUUUAUUUGUUUGAUUUUUAAGAGAUUAAUUAUGUGCCAAACAAUAUUUAGAAGAAAUUUUCACGCAGCGCUUUGUUUGAUGAUCAUAACAAUCAUCAACCCUCAUGAGGUGCUCAUGAGUUGGAGUACUAAUCUUUCAGGUAAGCAUGAAAAUGCUGACUACCACGAUGAAUUAACUUCAGGUGCCGAAGGUCACCUCGAUCACAUGCUUACUCGAACAGAACGUAGCUUUGGAGGAUCGAAGGCAGAACCACCGUCAAGACCAAAUUCGUAUUGGGAUGAUCCGCAUUAUCGCCCUUAUUUUGACAACAGUACAGAGAGGAAUGUAACUGCUCAACUGGGAAAAACUGCAUACUUGCAUUGUAAAAUACGCCAGCUGGGAGAUCGAACAGUGGGAGCAGUAUCAUGGGUACGGCAGCGAGACCUCCACAUUCUCACUGUUGGGAAAUAUACAUACACAAGCGACCAAAGAUUUACUUCAAUCCAUUUGGAUAACUCAGAAAUUUGGACGUUGGAAAUUAAAUACACCCAAAAAAGAGACGCGGGUGUUUAUGAGUGCCAAGUGAGCACAGAGCCCAAAAUGAGUCUCAGUAUACGACUCAAUGUUGUUGUUUCGCGUGCAUACAUCCCAGAGGGUCCUAAUCUCUACAUACAGAGCGGGUCAACAAUCAACUUGACCUGCAUAAUAACAGAAAGUACAUCUCCUCCUGUCUUUGUCUUUUGGUACCAUGAUGAUCGCAUGAUUAACUAUGACUCAUCAAGGGGAGGAAUCCGCGUGACAACCGAGAAUGGACCAACAACCGUGUCACGCCUACGUAUCCAAAAUGCCAGACCAACUGAUUCUGGAAAUUACUCUUGCCAACCAUCCUAUGCUGACCCUGCCAACAUCACGGUCCACGUUCUUAAUGGAGAAAAACCCGCAGCCAUGCAACACGGCCGCUCCAACAAUGUAGCUUCCUGUCCAAACACUUUACAGAUUCUUCUAGCUGUUUUCUUAUGCUCCAGAAUUCAACGAGCCUUGUUGGUGUCUCUAAGAUAACCUAUCAGAGAUUUCAAAAAUUCAUGAAAUGUCACCAGAUCUUUACAUCUUAAGCACGAGCGCAAUAUGGAACCCUGCUUAGGGGCACGUCUGGAACACUUAAAACUCCACCUACAUGCGCUGUGUAAAAGAUAUUAAUAAAGUAUCAUUCCAGAACAUCCGAAAUGGAUACCAAAAACCGUGAUGUUGUGUUUGUGUAUGUGUUGCGAAAAUCAUAUCGGGCACCAAUUGUCUCCCAUUUAUUUUGCACCGAAUGAAUCUCCCCGAGUUGAAACUGAUGCAAGUUGUUCAAGAUGGUUAACGAUAAUCACCAGGGUUUAGGUGCAAAUUUUGAACCUUGUCUGAUAUGUGUAUUUAAAACUAACCAGAUGACCCCAUUGCUGUAUGGAUUGUGUUUCCCCAAGUCCUGAAUAUUUUACCUUCAAGCAAAGGUUUCUUGUUUAUGAAAUUAUAUGCGCGAGUUUAAAUAUUGCUUGGAGUGACUGAGGCAUUACCACAUGUCUAUCGUAUUUUAAAAAUAAAAUAUUGUACAUUCCAUUAGACAAGACAUUUACACCCAUUUGUAUACUUCAGAGACUGGAUUUUAUGUGACAAUUAUAUAUAAGUAUUUAGAUGGACCAAUGAGAAUGAAUAUAAGAAUAGAUUUCAUUAAAACGUGAAUUAAUCCAAUGGUAUUUGACACAGACUGUUAUUUUUGUUAUAAAAAAGGAAAAAAAUAAGAUAUAGAUUUUCUGUCGAAUCCAAUCAUGUACAAAAACAGUCUAUAAAAAUAGUACAUAGAUUAAAUUGUAAUAUACAAGCACUGUAUAAAGAAACUUCCGUACUGACAAUUCAGAAGUACAAUAUCAGAUGAGCACGAAUGUA